Molecule: messenger RNA, 13530 nt
Organism: Lymnaea stagnalis (great pond snail)
Lineage: Eukaryota; Metazoa; Mollusca; Gastropoda; Lymnaeidae
Source: the annotation of a GenBank genome assembly
GAUUUAAAGUGAAUUGUGACCCUUGUCACGUGCCGAUAUUUUUAUGUUUUUUCCCCACAGUUACUAGUUCAUGUUUUACAAAAACCACGUGUAACCGGACAACAACAUUUUAUCUUUAAAACAUCAACAUAUUGUGAAUUCCUCGUGCGUUUUACCACAAGCCCGUAUUAGGAUACUACCAAAUUUUUCAGUUCGGUUAGUGUAAUAUUGUGCCUAUUUUUAGCUUACGAAGACGUACAGGAGCAUAUUUCUUAAUAUUAAAUAUUAUGUUAUGCGAAUAACGUGUGUGACUGGGUGGGGCUGUGUGAAAAAAAUCCGCAGACUCCUCAGUCCUCACUCUCAGUCAAUGAUCAAUGAAUAGGCUUUAGACGUUAUCGUCAUGGCUUGGUAGUUUUGGCUAAUCGUGUUGGUUCAGUACGCCAUGAGUUUCGUGCAUGUUUUCCAUACCAAUCACAGUUUAGUUCUGUUUGAGCCUAAUAAUUCACUUAUAAAUAAUGAAAAUAUUUAAAAAUACGACUCCUAAGUACAAAUUGAUAAAUACUGAUAGUGAUACUUACUAAGUUUACUAAGUAAAAUAAGAUAAACUUAAAAAAUAUAGAUUUUUAGGCUGCUAUAUUAUAUAGGCCUACUAUUGACUAUACUGACUAUACUAUUAGUAUUAGUAGGCCUAUAUGUAGGCCUACUAUCAGUAUCCUUUUCAGUUUUCUUCUAUACCCUGCCCUCUGAGCCUCUCUAAUAAGUCUGGCACUCCCAGCUAACCAGCCUGUGGUGUUCAGUGGGUGCAAGGCUUGGGAAUUUAAAUUAUGGCAUUAAUUUAAAUAUAAAUGAAUAGGCCUAAUAGGCCUAAAUUCUAAAUGUAAAAAAAAAUGUUCAUGGAUUUAAGACUAUUUCUUCAUUAAUAUUUUUUUAUUUGGUAAAUAUGAAAAGAUAGCACCGCGUUUUUUUACUUUAGUUGCCUCAAACUUGUGUCCUAAAUGUGUCCCUAAACCUAACCUGAACCCUAAAUCUAUCCCUAAACUUAUCCCUAACCUGGGUUUUGACCCUAUUGGAACCAGGGUUUUGACCCUAUCGGAACCAAGGUGCCAUCUCUUCACAUUAGCCAAAUAUUUUCCUCUAUGUUUUAAUUCACAAUUUUAUAUUGAAAGUUCUACAUUCUACAGUUUUCUUUGCAAUUCAAAUUGAAUAAAUAAAUUAGAAGUAAUAGAAGUCAAUUAUUUUAAAAUGUACUGUUACUUUUUUAGGGGUAGGAGACUUGGUAAAUAAUGUGUGGGAAGUGUAAGACUAGUCAAAUAUUUUGUAAGAUUAAGAUGUGUGGAGCAAAGAAAAGGUUGCAAAAUAUUGGUAUUUACUAUAUCAUAACUUAAAGUAAAAUUACUCAAAUGUCCUCUUUGUUCUUAUAGGCAUAUGCCUUCUCAGUUUUCCUUUCACUCCCUGAAAUGCCACCUCACACCCCUGCCCUUGCCCCCCAGUUUGGGAAAGCCGGAUGUAUAUAUAGGCCUAGGCCAUAACCUGUUAACUAAUACUCAUACUUCUAAUCCCUCACUUGCCCUAAGGUGUCACAAUGUGUAAUAAAUCAUUCAUUCAGAAUAAUAAUUAAUAACAGACCUAACAUUAAAACCCAUUAGUAAUGUUGGAUUGUUGGGCCUACAUUAGAAAAUGACAAUAGCCGUUUCUAGCAAUACGUAAUAUUAAUGCAAUGGCAUAACUAACUCAAACUGACCUCAGUAACUGUAACUUAGAGUAACACAGUCUACCAUAGUUUCUGUUUAAUGAUGGUCAUUUUGUUAUGAAAUAUAGAAAUAUAUAUGCCUAGCCCAGUGGUUUUUAACCUGGGUUUGAUCGAACCCCAGGGGUUCAGUCUCAGGGGUUUGGCGGAGGUCCAAAAAAAAUCAGAAAAAAAAUCAUAUUUUAUUUUUCCUAUUAAGAAGGGUUCGGUGAAUGAGCAUAUGAAACUGGUGGGUUUCGGUUCCUCCAAAAAGGUUAAGAACCACUAGCCUAGCCUAUAGUCUGCUAUAAAUUGAUUGUCAAACUCAAACGAGUCAAAGAUUGAUUGAGAAAUAGGCAUAUAUUGCUAUAAUAUUAUUAGUAGGCCCGAUAGAGCCAUAUCAUUUACUGAAUUACCUCAGCUGAAUGGAAAUAAGGCUAUGUAACUCUAUAAUAACUAAAUCUUUGGAUCCACAGUGGCUUAGGCCUACUGCCUGCUUAUUUCUUAACUAAAAAUUAAGAAACAUCUUUGUGUAGAUGUUAUGACGUUAUGAUUGUAUUUUGUUUUCAAACAAUAUUGUAUCUUAAGAUUGAUGAUUGUGUAUAUAAAAAAAAACUUGAGCAUGGCUAAGACUUAUUUUGUGUUUGUGGUCUUUUUAAAAAAGUUAUGUCUUGGAUUUAACCUAGAAUUAACAAAUAAUUUAAAAAGUAAAAUGUUAUUCACUUUAGAUAAAAUCUAAAACUAAUUAAAAUAAAACAGUAAAUAAAUAAUGAGUUUGUGGUAUUUAAAGAUCUUCUAUCCUUCAUCUACAUAGGAACUACAUAUAGCAAUCGAAAAGAGAAAGACCUUGACAAAGAUAUCAUACUCACUGUAGUGUAUGAGUAUCCUGUUAUAGUGAAUUUCACAGUUACACAGUGACCGAUUGGUGAAGUGUUGACCUAUCUUUUACCACUUGGCUGAAAUAUACCUACUUCACUUUGCUGCUUCUCUACAUUCACAGGGGAGAGUGGGGGGCAGAAAUACUACAUUUGCGCUGUGUGCCCUCAAGACGAAAUGUGAGUCAAUAUUUUUGAAAUUAUUCAUAUUCAGCCUUGGAAUGCUGGGAGUUACCAAUAAAUUUUUUAAGCUUAAAUAAUACCGGUAGUGAAUAAGUCAAAAGUCUAAGUGCAUACUUAUACUUAUAGGCCUAAUAUUAUUUAGUAGUCGUCUUAGUAUUUAGUUAUAUAAAUUAUAAUUAUAGUAAGGGAAGCCCCCACCUUUUUUUUCCCUUUUUUCCUCUCUAAUUUGCUGUUACACAACCACUUGUGGAAAACUUUCAGAAGCAAUUUUAAACAAUUGAAGACAUAGCUCUCAUUAAUUAUGUCUUGAUCCAUCCCUGUUAAAGCAUGGCAACAAAUUCAGAUUAGCUUUUGUUAUGUAGCAUCAUAGAUUUCAAGAGGCUUUUAUGACAGCAAAAAUGGGGCUCUAUAUGCCUUUUUUAUGUUAUUUUUAGAUGGAUCUAUACAAAUAAAAGUCCCCCAUCAUUUUUAAAUUGCCCGUCAGCCAGCCUUUGGGAGGGAUGCACACGCUUGAGUAACAAUACAGUGCUUCAUAACUUUGUGGAGAACUUGGUUGGAUCUCUCCUGUUUUUUUCCAAAGAUGCAGAUUGUGCAAUUACAUUUAAUUUUGUUUGGGGUUGAAAGAUGAAGUGAAUAUAGUACUUCUAGAAACUUCACUAUUCCUAUGUCUCACAUCAUUGCCAUUUGGGACUCAGUUUGAGAACCCCUAGUUUUAAAGGUUGCUAUUGGGAGGGGUGUAGUAUUGAUUCUACCCUCCUCGUUUUUGUUUAGUGGGAAUAUUGGCUAUAAAUUUUUCAUCAGAUGCUAGGAGUGCAUAUUGUUGAAUUGAGUGACUGCUUCUCAAAGGGUUAGGGCCAUUAUUGAUUGCUUUAUAGGAGGCUCACAAUGUAAAAACUAUAUUACUUUCUGCAGGGCUUAUGAAUCUUUUGUGCGUCAUUUAUCAUUUUUUUAAAAGACUCAGUUGAUCUUAUGAGUCACAACCAAUGUAAUAAAUAUUAGGCUGAAGUUUUGAAAAGUAAUGUAUUCAUGGAUGUAUCCUGAACCAAUGUUAUAUUGGGGAGCUGCCUGUUUAAAAAUUUGAGGACCUUGAGGAAGGUACUCACAAAUAAAGGCACCAUUAUUUUUAUUGCAGCAGGUGAGAAAUUUACAUCCUUUUGUGUGUUACUUUCACCAGCUGUGCCCUGAUAAAGUUGUAACGAGGUGAAGUUACUGAUAGUGAACAUUUUCUAGAGCGCACAUGUACGCCUUAAGCAAACUUGGGAAACUUUUAGCUAUUUACCAAUUAUCAAGCUUUAUUUAACUUCUUGUAAAGGUAAUUCUUGUGUGUGUUGGUCUUUUUAUAGCUGCAUAUUACAGCUAAAAUACACCAGAUUGUAAACAAAUAGAAUUUCGUUGGUGAAUUAUUAUGAAAUAUCUUUCAGACUAGUUUAUAACUAAUAGCAUGAACGGUAUCAAAGAAGGAUGGUUUAGCGAAAUCAGUGAACUGUGGCCAGGGCAGUGCAUGUCUCUAGAGGUGGACAAAGUUCUUCAUCAUGAAAAGUCCAAGUAUCAGGAUAUUUUAGUCUUCAAGAGGUGAGAAUUUUUUUUAUGUAAUGCUCUAGGCAUUUUCAUCUUGUGUGGAUAACUUCUAAAGUAAACCUCCUCUCCUGUUGCUAAUUGUUAAACCUUGUAACAUUAUUUUGUUUUGUAUGUAACAUUAAUUUGUUGGGUAUAUAACAUUUUGUUGUAUUUGUAACAUUAUUUUGUUUGGGUAUAUUGAUGCCGUAAGGGUAAGUAGAGACUGAUUUCUUUUAUUAAAAACUCUUCAAAGCUUUGAUAGUAAAACAAAAAUGAUGGAAUAUAUCUUUUUUGGCAUGUUUUUUUAAAGAAACUGAAUAAUUAUACAAAAGUUAGGUUUUGUCUAGAUUGGUACUGGCUAACCUGUUGGAACUGUUAAUAAAUUUGGCCCACAUAAGCUUCAAGAUAAAUUUGCCUAAGGAUACCCUGUAAUCAAACUUUGGGCUAAAACCUAAUGUUCCUAAGUUUGCAUCCCACUGGUUGAGAUGUUUAUAAGUGCAAGCCAAAAAUAUUAAUUAAAAAUAUGUUCAUUAAAUUCACAUUGGCCAAAAAAGUCUUUAAAAAAAAAAAUAUAUUCUACAAUAAUAAUUUUAUAUAUAUCUAUAUAUAGGGCUGGAAAUGCUGACCCAUAAGAGUUAGUGAUACACAUUUUAACACAUACUAGGCAAUCAUGUCAAGUGUGUUAUGACUAUAAGAACUACUGAUGGGAGACAUUUGAAGUACAUUUAUUAUUUUAUAUACCUCUUGCAUAGCAAGACAGAAUUGUGUAAAAUAAAGUCUGGCCAAUCAUGUUUGAUUAGGUCAUGUGGAGAGUUUUGGCUUUGGGCAGCCAUGAUAAAGAUGUUGAAGUGAAAAGAGUUGUGAAUAUAUUACAGGACUUGAAUGAUACAGGAAUUGAAUGAUUUAAAUGAAGUGAGAAAGAAAUAUUUCAGGAUUUAAAGUGUUACAGUUAAAUAACCUCGUUAAAUUACUAGAAAAUAUGACCCAGUGUUACGGGAUAAUAAUGGAAGGCAUAUUGCACUAAUCUCCACCUUUUCUUGCGAAGUCUCUACAUCUAAAAAUCCAAUUUUUAUGAUCGUAAAUGAGUUUGGUUUUGAUGUAUUGCAUCCUAAGAAAAAAAACAAAAAACCAUGAUCAUACAUCUAAAAGAGUAGAAUAACUGUUACAUAACUCACCAGAACAAGGCGCAUAGGAAUUAUAUGUAGAUGCUUUGAGGAUGAGAUUUAAAGCUCAGGGAUAGGGUGAGAUUGAAACACUGAUGACACAACACAUUCAUUCAUUACCAUUAGACACUUUUAGCCCUUCACGAAUUGACAUUUGGUUGAUACAUCCCAUCCCUGCAGUCUGAUAACACAAUCAAACCAAAGAAUGGUCUGUAUUUCUGUCAGUCACACACUGCAGUGCUAUCAGUACUGGUGUCCAAGGCUAAUCAAUCGGUGACCUCUUUAUCAACUAAUGGCUAUCAUUUGAUAAACAACUUAUCAAAAUUUAUUCAAAUUAACUAUUACAUCAUACAUAAAUUAGUACUAAAAUUUAAAAUUAGCUUUGAAAUUCAGAUAAGUUGUAUUAUUUUAGCAUUGUACUUGUAUAAAGAAUAGCUAAUGGGCUCCCCUGCACAUUUUCAUUUAGAAAAUAAAAUGAAACAAGCUGUGUGCAACUUAAUUUAUGUGUGAUCCAUAGUAGCAAAUUUGUAUUUUUGAUUAGAACAUUGGUGUUGCUAUGGACCAAUCAAUCCCCCCCCCCCCCCCCCCAAAAUAUAAAAAAAACAACUCUGCAGAUGUUGCCUCUUAAUAUGUAGCAAGGAUUUUUUACCUUUUUGCAUCCACCUGUUUCAAAACAUACAUCCCUGACCACAGGGAUUAAAAGUGCUAAUAAACACGAUUUACUGUGUCCUCCCUCACCCCAUGACAGUGUCGCUGCUCUGCCCCACCUCCUCUGUCCCACACUUCCUUUACUUGUGAAUCUGAGAGUUUGCAACCUGAAAGGGAUGUCAUUUUUGCUGCUAAUAUUUUGAUUAAUAUUUUUGCUCUCCCAUUUUGCAGUAAAACUUUUGGUAAUGUGCUGGUCUUGGAUGGGGUCAUUCAGUGCACAGAAAAGGAUGAGUUCUCAUACCAGGAGAUGUUGGCUCACCUGCCUCUGUGUUCUCACAAAAACCCCAAGAAGGUAAUCAACUAAUUAUUUCAGAUUUAACUUUCACCUGCUGUGAGGAAAACGAAACAUAUUUUUUGGUUUUGUUUAUUAUGGUCAAAGGAAAUAGUUUAUUCCAGUUCAGUGUAAGAUAUCAUUCAACAGUAACAGAAAAUCUGUUGAUUUUAUUUUAAAAAUAAUUCUUAUCACUAUUUUUUUGUUUCUUCAUCUCCAUGUUCCUUUGUGUGUUCAAGUUUAAACCAUGUUUCAUUUAUCUGUUUUGCAAAUCAAAAUAUUAUUUAAUAUAAUUGGUAUUAGUAGUUUUUAAACAUUGAAUUUCAAAGUAAUGGUAAACAACUAAUUUCACAUCCAGGUACUCAUAAUAGGAGGGGGUGAUGGCGGCGUGGCAAGAGAGUUGCUGAAACACGAUUGUUUAGAAGAGGUCCAUAUGUGCGAGAUAGAUGAGGUAAGCAUCAUUGGAUAUAAGCACUUUUCUUGAUUUCAUCAUGAUUUUCCCUUUUAAAAAAAUUCACCCAAAGAUUUUUUACUGCCAACUGUUUCAUUAUUAAUUUUUCUCACACAAGACAUGAGUGUUGUCUGUGUUGGAUGAUAGAUUAUCAAUCAUGGAGAGGUUAAAUUUUAGUCUGGCAAUUCAUUUUAGGCUUUCAAUAUUAUUAUUCCAAUAUUCCAAAUACAUAACCUUUAAUUAAAGCAAGAGCUGUUAAUAUGCCAGUGUUGUAACAUUAUUUGGCACGGAAAACUGUUUGUUGUUCUAGGCUGUGGUUGAGGUCAGUAAGAAAUAUCUGCCAGGCAUGGCCAGCAGCUUUUCCAACCCAAGACUGACCCUGCACAUCAUGGAUGGGUUUGAGUACAUGGGGCAGCACCAAGGGGAGUUUGAUGUCAUCAUAACUGACUCCAGUGAUCCCAUUGGUGGGUUUUAAUGGAUUUAUGUUACAGUACAUCUGUUUGGUGGGUUUUAUUGAUUUAUGUAGCAAACAAAAUGGCGGGAUCGUUGAAUUAUUUAACAAUUGAUAGGUGGUAGCUAUUGUUUUAAAAAUGUUAAGUUUCUUCUCUUCAUGUACAGGGGUUGUUAAUGAAAAUGUUGACAAAUGAACCCAGAUCCAGUUUUGUUGUUAUGCAAAUGUUGACAUUUCAAAUGACACCUGUCUUUCCCACAGGACCUGCUUCGUCAUUGUUUCAGAAACAAUACUAUGAGUUGAUGAAGAAGGCACUGAAGCCCAAUGGUAUUGUGUGCAGUCAAGGUGAGGGAUAGACAGGCUUUUCAUGUUGUUAAAUAGUGAACUGAACAUCACACUUGUGAACAUCAAGAACUUUUGUCAGCAUAUGUUUUAACUCAUUCCCGGCGGUUGCGACGAAAUGCGUCCUUUGGGGGAUUUGACGGAUGCGUCCAAAUGCGUCUCGGUGCAUAGCGACACACCUCUUAUUUUUAGUUUAAAAUAGCAAUGAAAUCUCGCGUCCCUCGAGACUACUGGCUAUGGCGUGAUUUCUACUAUAUGUAGCAUGUGUUCGUCCGAGGUGCCAAAAAAUCUAUAUUUUGGAGAUUAUUCAUUAUUUUUUCGCCGCUAAUGUUAUAUUUUUAUUAAAUCUUAUUCAUUUUUUGAGGCAUUCGUCCUUAAUUCAUUAACAAUUACUAUUAAUUAGCAGCUUAAAAAAUAUUUUUAAAAAUGUAAAUCAAUUUCAAAACUGAGUUGCUUCCCUUAUCUCAGGAAAAUAAAUAAGUACGGAAGUAGCACUGCCGGAGGAAAUGAGUUAAGACAUCUAAAUCUGCUAUACAGUUUGUUACAUUUGACACCUGCCUGGUACUUUUGUGCACAUUUGAUGGAGUUCACUUGUGAUGUUAACUCCCACGUCUUAGUUGGCUGCUGUCUUACCACUUGUGUGAUUGAGUUCUUAUUUUGACUCAGGGGUUACCCACCCCCCCAAGAGUAGCUGCCUGGCUGGGCUGACAAGUCUUAUUUCCUGAAGUCUCGUGAAAUAUUUAGUGUUUAUCCAUGACCUGCUGGUGGUCAGUUUCAUCAGCUUUUUUUGAAUGAUUGGUGUACAAGUUGAUGUUUUAAUACUUGUGUUUCUCUUAAGUUGUGUACAUUUUAAACAAGCCACAGCUGAAUCAUUAACUGUUGACAUAUUCAAUUCUGACUCUAGGCUACUGUUUAAGUACCUGUAGGCUCUUCUUGUACACUGAGGGAGGAUUGUGUUUCCUCUGUUUUGAUGACGAUAUUGUUGAUCUGUUUCAGGAGAGUGCAUGUGGAUACACAUGGAUCUCAUCAAGAGCAUGCUGGAUUUCUGUGUCACCUUGUACCCAUCGGUGUCGUACGCGUACACAUCUAUACCGACAUACCCCUGUGGCCAGAUUGGCUUUGUUUUAUGCAGCCUGGACCCGGUCAGUUGGUCGUCUUUUGUUUUUAGUGAUAAGUGUAGAGGGUCAGAGAUGACCUAUCAGUACGUCGGUGAUGACCUAUCAGUAUGUCAGAGAUGACCUAUCAGUAUGUCAGAGAUGACCUAUUGGUAUGUCAGUGAUGACCUAUUGGUAUGUCAUUGAUCUAUUGGUAUGCCAGUGAUAACCUAUCUGUAUGUCAGAGAUGACCUAUUGGUGUGUCACUGAUGACCUAUCGGUAUGUCAGAGAUGACCUAUUGGUAUGUCAGAGAUGACCUAUUAUGUGUCAGUGAUGACCUAUUGGUAUGUCAAUGAUGACCUAUCGGUAUGUCAGAGGUGACCUAUUGGUAUGUCAGUGAUGACCUAUCAGUAUGUCAGAGAUGACCUAUUGGUAUGUCAUUGAUCUAUUGGUAUGUGAGUAAUGACCUAUCUGUAUGUCAGAGGUGACCUAUUGAUACUUCAGGAUUAACCUGUUAUGUCAUGAAUUCCAUGCUCUAAUGUCAGUGAUGAUCUUUUGAUGUGUCAGGGAAGACCCAAACUUUGUUCACCAUUUCUCUGUCUGCAUGUUUCAGGAAGUGGACUUUGAAAAUCCACUUCGUCCUUUCUCCACGGAUGAACUGAAAGAGCUGAAUAUGAAAUACUACAAUACAGACAUGCACAAGUCUGCUUUUAAGUUACCAGAAUUCGCUAAAAAGGUAAACUGCUGCUAUUUCUGCAUGCACAAAUGAACCAACAUGAAGCUAAGUAAAUUAAUCAGUUUAAUAAUAGUUUAUAGAAUUAGGUAAUUUGAUCAAAUCACAGUAAAAUGGGACAUUGUUCACAUUUUUUUUCAAAGAUUUAAUAUUUGUUAGUGAACAGUUUUAUAUCUGAGAUAAUUUUCAUUCUUUGCUUUAGUACAAUGAAUCAAAUUGCGUUUGGUAGAAAAUGUUUAAAUUCCUCUUGUUUAAUUAGUUAAUCAGGCUUUAAAAAAAAAAACCCAGUCUCCUCCAAGCUUGGAUUUAUGUUGCAAGUGAAUGUUUCAUUGAAAUGGACUUGGUGACUAAUUGUUAGGAAUGAAAGAUUCACCUGCAGAUACGCCUGCUGUAGGGCAGAUCUCAGUAAACCUUUUUUUUUAUUUGAGAGACACCCUAGAUCUUUCUUAGAUUUGCACAGCACAAGUAAAAUCUGGCAAAAUAUACUAAAAAACAUAAUGUAGUUCAUUCAUAACGUUGUGUAAUGCUAAAAGGUAUAAGAUGACAGUGUAUUGGUCUAUAUUAAUUGUCUGUAUUGGACACAAUUGUGUUUUCACAGGGUUUGACAGUGUCCAUUUGUAGCAACAAGCUAUAUUUAUCUACCUACUAAUACUUUGGGCUUUCCUCCUCUUGGAAGCUUUUGCACGGCACAUCUUGGAUCACCUCACGGAUUACCAGUGUGCAGCGACACACCCAUUUUUGCUUUAGGGUUACAUGCAUUAUCAUAAAUGUCUCCUUUGAGUUGUUCCUUGUCAGACAUUGUGUAUUACUAUUAUACACCGGAGCAGAGCAAGAGUAACAACUCCAGAGCCUGGCCCAGACAGGAACAAGUUUAGAUUGACCGUUUCACUCAGAACAAUUAUUUAAACUCCUUCUUUCUGUGAUACUUAAUUUUCCAACACUUAAAAUCUAAAACAAGUUUGCUCAAAUGUAUCUUUUUUUUUAUAUGAUUAAGGUCCUCAAGUGCCGUAAGUCCAGCACCAGCAAUGGAUGUUGAAGUGAGUGGCUGUAGGAACAAGUCUCUUGUGUGGUCAAGUCUGUGGCUAUAGGUCCAAAUCUCUUGUGUGGUCAAGUCAGCCAAGGUUUUCCUUACAAAGUCUACACUUUUAUUACUGCCUUUCUUGUUCAAUUCAAUUUUUCAAUUUAACGAAAUUCUCUCUGUGUGAAAUAAAAUUUAUUUACUGAUUGGUACCUGUAAAGAAUCAACUUGGCCGUUUAUGUUUUAAAAGUCACGAUAUCCGUGAGUUCUUGACUAAAUGUGAUUCACCAAAAACCUGUGAAAAGUGCACAAAGUGAUUGGAGCGCCCGCUGGGUUGUGGUGAUGUCUGUCAGUCUGGGUGACCAUUUAUUUCAAAUAAUUUAAAACCAGAACUUUUAAAGUUUUCAUAUCAUAACGGGCACAUUUAUUAUUUUUUGGGUUCUCUUCUCUUCUGUCAGAAAAUAAACAAUUAUUUGAGGUUACACUAACAACUCUUCUGUCUUUUUAAGAUACUACUAUUGAGAGGCCAAUUAGAUGAAAUAUAUUUUUGCAGUGUUAUUUAUUGAUUUUUUGAGUUUAUGCAUUUAUUUGAUAAAUUAAACAUUUUUUAUUCUGAAGUCUUAAAAGGGGCUCUUAAGAUCCACCACUAGCCAGGACUAAUAUCCCAAAAAACAGAACUGUGUUGGUAACAACAGUACGAAUGGUAACCUAAGUUUAAAGCCGACUAUAGGUACUUGUUGGAGAUGAUGUGGGAAAUAAUUUAGUGAACUUCAGUUGCGUUUUGGGAGUACCAGCAAAAUCACUUGAUAUCAAAUCUAUUCAGUUGUACAUGAUUGUGUUAAUUGAACUGUCCCUAGUCAACAGCUAUUUUUACCUUCAUUUACAAGCAUUUAACCCAGUGGUUCUCAAAACUUUUUCCGGCCACCGCUCCCUUUGGACCAUAAACUCACCCUGAGCGCCCCUUGUCUCAUCCCAUUAUAAAAUUAUAAGCAUGCUCAGCAUAAAAUUGUGCUCGACCAUUUGUGGUUAAUUAUUCAACAAUUAAAUGUAAAAUUGGAAAUAAAUUUGAACAUCUGAUCAACAUACAACUGAAACUUUUUACUUCCACAUUCAUUCAUUAAAUAAUAUGAUUAAUUUGAUUAAGCGAUAAUAAUUGUUAAGUGUGGUUUUAGAUAUCUGGCUUUUUUUUUGGUAAGUUAUUUUUAAUGCGAUUGGAUGCAUAGGCUUGGUAAAGAAACAUACGUUUUUUUUUAUCACUAUCUUACUUUGUUGACUGUGUUCAUAUUUAUAUGCUGAAUUCUUACCUGGAGCAAAGCGGGAUGGCCGCAAUAAAACCACCUUCCACCAGAUACAAUGGUGAGAAGGAAAAAAGUCACUUUGCGGCAAUCUUCCACACAUCAUAUGAUUACAGAUAUAGUGUGGCCAAAUCUAAAAGAAAAUUCUAAUAUUGCUAAAACCAUCUUCCGUAGAAAAUUUGAAUGGUCGCAAAGUAAUUCCCAGUACACAUCUUUUAAGGCCAAUUUUGUAUUUGAAUAGUUACUAUUAAAAUCCAAAUGAAGAGGAGCUGAUUUGGUAUUUAGAAUAUUGAUCUCAAUCACCUGCACUGCAAAGUGACUUUUAUUGACUUGAGCAAAUAUUUCUCAUUUGGCAAUCUUAUUUGUAAUGUCUUCAGUGUCACUACCAAGAUUUUAACAUUUAUGCAAAGAGCGUCAGAAUGAAGAGACAAACUCUGGAUCGUUUUUAAGACAGAACGUCAGAAAUAGAGUGUGCUUUAUUUUAAAUAAAUGCAGUAAUAGCCAGAGUUUUUUUUAGCAACCAGAUGCUGGUGAUGAAUGGUACAAAAACAGUAAAGAAAUUUGACAUAAUAAACAAAAAAACGGUUGCGGUCAGUCAUGGAUAGUUGCAUGGAUCAAUUGCACCGUUUGUAUAUUAUGCAAUCAGCUGUCAUUUCCUUGUCAUGGAAGAACUGCUCUAAAACACGUAAUACUGCUUCCUGCCAGUGCCCCCCAAAAUAUUCCAAGCCUUUCAGUGCCCCCUUUGAGAACCACUGAUUUAAUCUUCUCUUUUUCUACAUUUCAUUUUUUUUUACCUCCUUUCCAAAGAUCUUACCAAAUUUAUUGGGAUAUAAAAAUAACUUGUGAUGAGUCGGCAUCCUGAUGUUUUGGUGAUUCACCCUUUUAUGAAAAAUUCAAUCAUUUUGGUUGGUUGUGGCAGGUCAGCGUAGUUGAUGCUAUGUGGAUACAUUCUUUGACAUAGUCAUCUUUAAAACAGGAUGUUUGAACUUUUUAAAAUUUGUAGAAAAUUAUUGUUCACUAGCUGGGGCAAUGCAACCAAUGUUGCAUGUGGAAAAUACUAGAGGAGGUUCAUAAUCUAUAAUAAUUAUUCCUGAUGGCACUCCAUAUAUCCCCAUGCUCAGUUGUGUUUUAUUUUGUGUGCAUCUGGUUCCUACAUGAUGCAGGGGAACCAACAAAUAAGAGUGCAGCACUGUGCACAAUGAGAGCCGGGCAGACAAGAGAGAUCCACUCUGGAACUAUUAUGAUAAUUUCUCCUACUUCAAUCAUUGAAUUGUUAGUGUGGAACUGGCUAUUGCAUUCAUGCUUAAUUGUCUAUUCUUAUGUUCAUGAGGGAACAGUUAUUUUAAUGUUCACAGGGAACUUAGCUAUUAUGUUCACAUUAAAAUCAAAUGCUAUCGAUUUCUCUUUGUUUGUGUUUAUAACUAUGUGCAAUUUUUAAAAACUUAUGUUUAUAAAAUUUAUUGAAAUCUAUUUAUGAAAGAUAAAUUUGUAUAAGAAAUAAAUUUAACAAAAUAAAUGCCUUUUUGAAAACGUAUUAAAAAAAAAUUAUCUUUGUGUCCUAUUUAGAAUUGGUGUUUUUGUUCAUUAUAUUAAGAGGGCAUUUGAAAAACAAAAGAAUGUUCUUUUAACUAUAAGUAAGUAAGUUUCUGAUUGAUUUAAGUAGGUCACAUAUCAAUUGAUAAC